GGACUUGUGGGCUCCUGCGGUCGACACCCACGAGGGCCACAUCACCAGCGACAUGCAGCUCUCUACUUACUUAGACCCCGCCCUGGAGCUGGGCCCCCGCAAUGUGCUGUUGUUCCUGCAGGACAAGCUGAGCAUCGAAGACUUCACGGCAUACGGGGGUGUGUUUGGAAACAAGCAGGACAGCGCCUUUUCUAACCUGGAGAAUGCCCUGGACCUGGCCCCCUCCUCUCUGGUGCUUCCCGCCGUCGACUGGUACGCAGUCAGCACUCUGACCACUUACCUGCAGGAGAAGCUUGGGGCCAGCCCCUUGCACGUGGACCUGGCCACCCUGCGAGAGCUGAAGCUCAAUGCCAGCCUCCCGGCUCUGCUGCUCAUCCGCCUGCCCUACACAGCCAGCUCGAGCCUGAUGGCGCCAAGGGAAGUCCUCACAGGCAACGAUGAGGUCAUUGGGCAGGUGCUGAGCACACUCAAGUCUGAAGACGUCCCGUACACAGCGGCCCUCACGGCGGUCCGCCCUUCCAGGGUGACCCGCGAUGUAGCCAUGGUGGCUGGGGGGCUAGGUCGCCAGCUGCUGCAAAAACAGCCCGCAUCAGUUGUGAUCCACCCCCCUGUGAGUUACAAUGACACUGCUCCCCGGAUCCUGUUCUGGGCCCAGAACUUCUCGGUGGCAUACGGGGGACGCUGGGAGGACCUGACCCUCAUCACCUUUAACCUCCAGAGGUUCAGCCUGACUGGCUCCUCCUGGAAUGACUCCCUUGCCGUGCUUGCACUGACCUAUGAACAACUGUUUGGUACCACGGUGACAUUCAAAUUCAUUCUGGCGAACCGCUUUUACCCAGUGUCGGCCCGGCACUGGUUUACCAUGGACCGCCUUGAAAUCCACGGCAAUGGCUCCGUAGUCUACUUCAAUGCCUCCCAGAUCACGGGGCCCAGCAUCUACUCCUUCCACUGCCAGUACGUCAGCACUAAUGGUGACAAUGGCAAUAUCCUUGUGCCUGACACGCAGCCCUCUCUCUGGCAGAUGACUCUUCAGGACUUCCAGAUCCAGGCCUUCAACGUGACGGGUGAGCAGUUCUCCUACGCCAGCGACUGUGCUGGCUUCUUCUCCCCGGGCAUCUGGAUGGGGCUGCUCACCUCCCUGUUCAUGCUUUUCAUCUUCACCUAUGGCCUGCACAUGAUCCUGAGCCUCAAGACCAUGGACCGCUUUGAUGACCACAAGGGCCCCACCAUCACUUUGACCCAAAUCGUGUGACCCUGUGCCCAUGGAGGAUUGAGGGUGCGAUGGUGUCCAGUUGUGGCUUUCUCACCUCGAGGCAUGCUGGACCGAAGGGCUUCCUGACUUCCAUAGCAUGAACCCCCAGUUCCCCUCAGUCUGUCUUGCUUCCUGUUCAACCUGUGAGGGACUUCCCCUGAGGCUGCCCACCCCCUAUCUCUACCAAUAAGGUGUACAUAUUCUGCAUAGAUAGUAGACAAAUUUCCCAGGCACAGUGAUUAUGAAGGGAGGAGAUAUGAACUCUAGGGCCCCCUCCUCCUUCCCCUUUCUCCUUAUUUAUUUUCAUCUCUCCACCUUCACCCCUUGCUGUUCAUAGUGCUUUUGUGUGGCCAAUGCGCCUUCCCUAGGCUUUAUGGGGCUUCCUGCAGCAGCAACCAGGAGCUGGAGGUCCCCUGAGUUCGGGGGUGGGGUGGAAGUACUAUAUAACUGUCUGUCGCGCUAUGCUGGUAUUGUUUUUCGGUGAUGAUGUGCUAACAAUAAGCAGUACACUGGGGUUUAUUUCUGUGGCUUGAGAAGGAAGGGACCGUCCACGGAGGUGGGCUGAGUGUGCUCACUGGGUUCCUGGCAGGUUUCUGCCAGGAACGCUGGGCAGGAGCCGGGAUGCUCGGUGGGUUUCCUUCCUAAUAAAAUAAAGACGGGUCGCCACGC
Molecule: messenger RNA, 1921 nt
Organism: Pteropus alecto (black flying fox)
Lineage: Eukaryota; Metazoa; Chordata; Mammalia; Chiroptera; Pteropodidae
Gene: ATP6AP1
Product: ATPase H+ transporting accessory protein 1
Exons: 9
Coding region: 53-1252 (399 amino acids)
Cellular component (GO): proton-transporting V-type ATPase complex
Source: RefSeq, a predicted model, not a curated record